UUUAGUUCUAGGAAGUGACUAUGGAAUUUUAUGUAUUUUAUGCUUGAAACAGGAAACUGUGAAGUUAAGUGCUUCGUUUGUGUCUUUUAGAUUCCAAGUCAAAAACAGGGAGUGAAGGUCUAGAACGAAUCAAGGAUUAUAUCGGAGGUUGUCAUGGAAUAGGGAUGAUGAUGUUGCAGCGAAUAAACAUAACACUGCAGGCAGAGGAACAGGGCAGGGAGACGCAUAGGUGCAGAAACGAAAGCACAGCGAAAGUGUGUCAUGCGCUUUGGUUAGAAUCAUAUUUGUGCUGAAUUGGUAAAAUUUGUGGGAAUUGGGGUAAUUUAAAUGGCCUAAAAAGAUUGAUGAAUUUGUAUAGAUAAAAGAAGCAACGUUUUUAAUGGUGUGCAUGAAUUUGCUGAGAAGCGCAUUUAAACUUGUCUCCUAUUGAGACUGGAGCAGGGAAUAUGGCGGAUAAGAAGAGUCCUCAGGUCGACAACAUUCAUGUAAAAAAUGGCAAUUUUAUUUGUGGUGUAGUAGAAGGUUUCUAUGGACGUCCUUGGACCACAGAACAGAGGAAAGAUCUUUUUCAAAAGCUGAAAAAAUGGGGCAUGGAUUCCUAUUUGUAUGCCCCAAAAGAUGAUUACAAACAUCGAGCUUACUGGAGAGAAUUGUAUACAGUAGAAGAAGCUGAACAUUUGACUAGUCUAAUUUCAGCCGCCCGAGAAAAAGGGAUCACAUUUUAUUAUGCACUAUCUCCUGGCCUUGAUAUUACGUAUUCAAGUGCAAAAGAAGUAGCUGUUUUAAAAAGAAAACUAGAACAGGUUUCUCAGUUUGGCUGUUCAGCAUUUGCAUUGCUCUUUGAUGAUAUUGAGCCAGAGAUGUCUGAAGCUGACAAAGAAGUGUUUCAGUCGUUUGCCCAUGCUCAGGUAUCUGUGAGUAAUGAAGUUUUUCAGCAUUUAGGACAACCUCGAUUUAUGUUAUGCCCCACUCAGUAUUGCGCUGCCAGAGCCACACCUAAUGUUCAAAACUCAGAGUACCUAAAUACUCUGGGUGCAAAACUUGCUCCUGAAAUUGACAUCAUGUGGACAGGGCCAAAAGUUAUUUCUCGACUUCUAACGGUAGAGUCCAUUGAAGAAAUAACAGAUGUUCUGAGACGACCUCCUGUGAUAUGGGACAAUCUACAUGCAAAUGACUAUGAUCAAAAAAGGGUAUUCUUAGGACCUUAUUCUGGAAGAUCCCCAGAUCUCAUUCCCAAGUUGCGGGGUGUUCUCACAAACCCUAAUUGUGAAUAUGGAGCAAACUUUGUUGCAAUUCACACACUUGCACAAUGGAGUAGAUGUAAUGUAGAUGGAAAGAGAGAUCCUUCUUUGAUUCCAACCAUUUCCUUCUCUUACUUUCUUACAGAUGAUUCUGUUAGCGCAGACAUAAAACUUGAGACUGAGACAGAAGAUGGUGGUGUAGGUGAAGAUGUACCAUCGAAUUUAUCACCUAACAUGUAUCACCCUCGUCGGGCGUUGCGGAAUGCAAUAAAUGAAUGGCUUCCAGAGUUCAAAAGGGUGAAACCGGCAUGGGGACCAAUUGCCAAACCACAACAACUUGUUGCAAAUACUGUACCUAUUCCAAUCAUUCCAUCGGUGAACACUUGUAUGAGUGUAACAACCACCACUACCAGUUGUUCUUCUGGCAGCAUUCCUGUAGUCAAUGCUAAUCAACUGCAGGCACUGGCUGAAGUUUGUAGCACCGUUACUGGUGCUAAUGACAGUUUACUUCAACCUACUCCUGGAGCUGUUAUGAAUUCUCUAGUGUCGGAAAGCAAGAUUGUGUGUAGUGAGACAAACAUGAGUAAUUCCCCUACAGAACCCAUGGACUGUAAUCCUACUCCUCCAUACACCUCACCUGUUCAUGUAGCAAAACCUGCUGUGGACGUUCUGAUGACAGAAAAUACAGAACCACCUGGUGGUUCUGGUAUGCAGGUUGAAACACCCACAAACAGCACCAACACAAUGGUUGUAGAGACCAACAUCGAAAAUUUUCCUCCCAGGCAAUGAAAAAGAACUUGGCUUAAUGGAAGAUCUUUGCUCUUUUAUGCGACUUAUUCUAUUUUGCCAUUUGAACCAUGGUGGACAAGGUAUACAAAUUACUGCAAGAAUUCAAUUGGUUAAAGAGUAAUGCUCAUCUAGUCCCACUUGUGCCCAUAACCGUAUAUCUCGUCAGAAACCCUUCAACAAACUGAGGUUGAUGAAUGGUUAGAACGUGCCGUGAAGCUGGAAGAUAUGUCAAAAGCCCUGAAUACCCUUUUUCAACGCCUUACAUUCUGUGCCAAUCGAGAAUUGUUGUAUGAUCUCUACCCGUAUGUGUGGGAUAUGCGUGGGGUUGUCUCGCUUCUAAACUCCUAUGUAAAAUGGUUAGCGAGUGGUCACUUCCCUCAGAUGAUGGCCAGCUUCACACUGGGCAGCUACACAUGGUUUUCAAAAGGUUGGAAAGAAACAUUUAUGAGUGGAGAUCAAGAACCUUGGGUUUUUAGAGGUGGCCUUACUGCUGAUCUCCAACGCUUAAUCCCUGUAGAUUCAGGCAAUGAUUUGUUUAUCUAUAAACCACCAGAUGUGCCAAGCAGUAAAAUUUAUACUAUUCGUCCUUAUUUACCGUCAGAUGAGACUCAAGUAUAUGAAGUGUGUAGAAAGACAUGUUUGGAUGGAAUGGAUGGCACUGAUUCCUUUCCUGAUUUACCGAAUCUCAUUGGAGACAAGUUAGUAGGAGGAUUUUUAACCCUCAGUCCAGAGUUUUGUUUCAUCGUAGAAGAUGAAACUGACCUUGUGGGGUAUGCAGUUGCUGCUUUGGAUGCAAAACAGUUUUAUAAGAAAUUGGAAGUUGCUUGGUUGCCAGAUAUGUGUGAAAAGUAUCCCCAACCCAAAAAAGAUGAUAAUGAUGCCCUCAAUGCUUCUGAGGAAAUGAUGACUUGGUUUCACACCUUCAAAGCAGAUGUUCCUGAUGCAAUUCAUAGUCAUCACCCAUCUGUCAUGUGUUGUUCUCUAUUGACAAGUGUUCUUGACCAAAGCAUAUCAAAACGACUGGUCACUUGUCUUCUGGCAGCUCUGCGAGCAAACGGGUCAUUUGGUGUGUAUGUCCCUGUGAGUGCUAAAGAUCGCUUCAUGCUCGAAUUUUAUGGCAAACUGGGAUUUUUGGAACUUAGUCCUGGUCUCAGUGUUGAUGUAGUUUAUUUAGGACGUGUGUUCUGAGUGAAAAACUACAAGAAUUGAGAAGAUUGCAUUUGCAAAGAAAGAUACAAACAGGUUUUCUGAGUGCUUACAUGUGAUGAGGCACCAGUUGUAAAUGUAAUUUUUUUUUGCUUUUUGCUGAUAUUCAGCUCUAUGCCAUGUUGAUCAUGUAUUUUGACUAGUAUUUAUAUGCUGUAGAAAAUAAGUGUGUAUACAUGUAUAUUUAAUUGUUAUAUAUGCAAAUUCAAAGUAAACAUUUAUAAUUCAUUU
This is a messenger RNA of Gryllus bimaculatus (two-spotted cricket), 3467 nucleotides long. NCBI's taxonomy places the organism in Eukaryota, Metazoa, Arthropoda, Insecta, Orthoptera, Gryllidae. The record is from the annotation of a GenBank genome assembly.